AUGCAGUACCCCGUCACCAUGGACGUGCUGCACACCGUCUUCUCAGCAUAUGGCGCGGUGCAGAAAAUUGCCAUCUUUGAGAAGAGUGCCGGAUUUCAGGCGCUCGUCCAGUUCCCAGACAUAGCAGCGGCCACAUCAGCCAAGGACGCGUUGGAAGGGCACUGCAUCUACGAGGGGGGCUACUGCAAGCUGCGCAUCUCCUUCUCCCGUCACACCGACCUCAAUGUCAAGGCAAGGCAUGUGGGCUGGUCGCACUGCAUCUACGAGGGGGGCUGCUGCAAGCUGCGCAUCUCCUUCUCCCGUCACACCGACCUCAAUGUCAAGGCAAGGCAUGUGGGCUGGUCGCACUGCAUCUACGAGGGGGGCUGCUGCAAGCUGCGCAUCUCCUUCUCCCGUCACACCGACCUCAAAUGUCAAGGUGAGGCCAACAAUGAUUGCAGCAGGGACUUCACUCGCCCAGACCUCCCUACAGUCGCAUUCGCCAACAAUGAUCGCAGCAGGGACUUCACUCGCCCAGACCUCCCCACAGUCGCCCCCAUCCCUGCUCCUUCCACUACUGCCACCACCACGGCUGGUAUCCUCUCUUCUGCCACCACCACCACUGCCGCUGUCACCCCCUUCACCACGCCAUCUGCACCCAUCCUCUCCUCCUCCCCAUACAACCCCCCUGCCCCUCUCGCCCCCUCUACCGCCCCUCCUGUCCUCCCCACUCCCGGUGCCCCUGCUCCCUACUACUCCGCCUCCUCCCCUGCCGCCCCUCCCUCCUCUGCGCCGCCCAUUCUCGGCCACCAAAACCGCCCAGCAGCCUUUCCUGCCACCCCUCCCAGAGGGCCCCCUCCCCAUGCCCCUCCUCCCCACGGCCCCCCUUUUCACGGUCCCCCUCCCCCCCACGCCGGCCCUCCCCACGGCCCCCCUCCCCAUACUCCCCCUCCUUACAAUCGAGGGUCCCCACAAGGUCCCCCUUUCCGCGGCCCUCCCCCUCCCGGGCCGUACCCUCCCGGACCUCCUGGUGGGCCUCCUCCCGGACCUGGUGGUCCGGGGCCUGCCGGGUCUCCGUACGGACCUCCUAGGCCCGGUGGUCCACCCCCAGGGCAGUUUUACCCUCCCCGUGGUGGGCCUCCCCCAUAUGGCCCUCCCCGUGGUCCCCCUCCCCCCAUGUCUGGGCGGGGUCCCCCUCCCCCUAUGAUGGGGGGGCCCCCUCCCCCAGGUGGACCUCCCCCUGGCCCUCCCCCCCUUGGGCGCCCCCCCCCGCAGCCAUUCCCCCCAGGUGCAGGUCCCCCUCCCCCUGGUAUGGGGGGAGGUCCCCCUCCCCCUGGAAUGCCCCCACCUCCAUACAUGGGGGGAGGGGGACCUCCCCCUGGUCCCCCAGGCAUGCCUCCCCCUCCUGGCAUGGCAGGGGGGCCUCCCCCUCCUGGGUACCCAGGGGUUCCGCCUUCCCCAGGUAUGCCACCCCCGCCUGGAUAUGGUCCCCCUCCCCCUAGAUAUGGACCAGGAGGACCGCCUCCUCCUGGCUACAGAUAUUAG
This is a messenger RNA of Closterium sp. Naga37s-1, 1524 nucleotides long. Lineage: Eukaryota; Viridiplantae; Streptophyta; Zygnematophyceae; Desmidiales; Closteriaceae. The record is from the annotation of a GenBank genome assembly.